Messenger RNA from Plasmopara halstedii, 4008 nucleotides. RefSeq names its product ulk fused protein kinase. Gene Ontology annotation, molecular function: ATP binding; protein kinase activity. The record is from RefSeq and is a predicted model, not a curated record. NCBI's taxonomy places the organism in Eukaryota, Oomycota, Peronosporomycetes, Peronosporales, Peronosporaceae. Gene Ontology annotation, cellular component: cytoplasm. Gene Ontology annotation, biological process: protein phosphorylation. The coding region runs from base 1 to 4008 and encodes 1335 amino acids. The transcript has 2 exons.
AUGGAGAAUUAUCACAUUUUAGAGCGCAUUGGCGAAGGAUCAUUUGGAAAGGUCUACCGCGGGCGCCGCAAGUACACAGGGCAUGUUGUUGCGCUGAAGUUCGUGACGAAGCAAGGAAAGAGUGUGCGAGAUCUUGAAAAUUUGCGCCAAGAAAUUAAUAUUCUACGACGUCUCAAUCAUUGCAAUAUUAUUGCAAUGAUGGAUUCAUUCGAGACUGAACGUGAGUUCUGUAUGGUGACAGAAUAUGCCCAAGGAGAGUUAUUUCAAGUUUUAGAGGACGAGCACAGUCUCCCUGAAGAAGAGAUUAAAAAACUUGCUAUUCAGCUCAUUCAAGCUCUAUAUGUUCUGCACUCAAACCGCAUCAUACAUCGAGAUAUGAAGCCUCAAAAUAUUCUCAUUGGCUCGAAACAGCAAAUCAAAUUGUGUGAUUUCGGCUUUGCUCGCGCUAUUGCACACGACUCGAGUCUAUUGAGAUCGAUCAAGGGUACACCGCUGUACAUGGCUCCAGAACUGGUGCAGGAAAAGCCGUACAAUUACACAGUGGAUUUGUGGUCGCUAGGUGUUAUUUUAUAUGAACUUGCAGUGGGAAAACCUCCUUUCUACACAGAUAGGAUUGUAUCGUUGAUUCAGAUGAUUGUGCGCGACGACGUCAAGUAUCCAUCAACGAUGUCUGCAGACUUUCAGAGCUUACUAAAAGGAUUGUUGAACAAAAAUCCAGCUCAAAGACUCAAGUGGCCAAAAAUCUUGGACCAUCCGUUUAUACGAGAAACUCCAGAGCAACUAGAGACUCGGCUUCAACUCCAAAGACAAAUUCGUAGUCUACCACGUUUCUUCAGUGAUCAGAAGUCAGAUGAAUUUUCCCAAAACAACAAAGAGGAAAAAGUGAAACCAAGUUUGGAGCGUUUGCUGAAAUGUGACGAGUGGAAGAUCUGCGACCCAGAAACAGGUCAGCAGCUAUCUCAGCCCGAAAUGUCGUGUGAAAACAUUAGUACGAGUCCUAUGACGCCUAUCGCUAGCAAAGAUGAUGAUUGUGAGCCGUCUCCACUUUCUAAACCUCCAAGACCCGUCUCUGCUGUUGCGCUUGAAAGUUUUGUAGCUGGCUGGGAUCAGUUAAAUAAGGAACUGGAUAUCAAGAAUCUAAAUGUGGACCUUAUAAGUACUCCAUUGUUCUGCAAAGUUGUCAGCAUGCUACCGUCGAUCGCUGCUGAGGAACUACUCUCAAGCAGUACUUUAAACAAGAUUGGAGCAUUGCUGCACAUCUUGUACCGCACUUCAGUGCUUCGGCUAAAGGAAUCUGACACAGUGACAGAUCUUAGCGAUUUCCUGCGCGCUAAGUCUAGCAUUCACUCCUUUUUGAUGCGGUUAGUUGAAGCUUGUGUACUCGUCCAGGAGCAUAAAGAACAGAUUAGUGACGUGAUUUACAAGAGUGUACGAUGCUGUAUGAUAUUCACGACACUCAUCAAUUCUAUCGGAGCUGAAAAUAAGUGUAAUGAGCUGCCUGACUACCGCGUGUUUUGCAUGAGCGAUGUUCAAGUUAUCUUACUCAUGCUUACGAGCAAGGACCAAGUGGUCGCAGUCUGCCAUUCAAAAGCUCUUAAGUGGCUGGGAUCAAUGAUUGAUCAAUCUCUUAACCUAACAACACUGCUGGAAAUCGUGUAUCCAUCAGGAUUAAUCCAGACCUUGUGCAAACUCUUACAAGCAUCAAGCAUUUCCGAAACUGACCGAGAUGUAGGUAUGUAUACAAUUUUUGCUCUGGCUUCGUUCGUUCAGCCAGGUGCAAAAUGCUGGAGUCCCCUUCCGCCUUUUCCUGUAUUUACGUUAGUGCGUGAAAGUCAUAAAGUAUUAAAAGCAGCUGAGAUUCACGACGUCAAGCCCUUAUACAAACUUCGUGUGAAGAUUCACACUGAAGUAGGAUUGCAUCUCUUAAGCAGUGGUGUCAAGGAACUGCUGGGUACUCUCGGUAAUGAAAUUCAUGAGCGCAUUCAAAACAGCGAUGCUGAAAUGAAUGAAGAAGACGACAUUGGCGAAGAAGACGCGGAUCAGUCUACUAUUUGCUGUAUUUUGAAGAUUCUUUUGCAUGCUUGUCGAUCCUCGGCACCUUUAUCGAAGAAACUUACCGUGACAAAUAUACUUUUUCAGAAUCACCCAGACGCAGAUAUUAUCAUGAUUUUGACAUACGGCUAUUCCCAUCGAAGACUACACCAAAUCGAGCAGUACUUUGCGACAGAACUUUUGUCAGUGAUGCUGCGCCGUCGUGUGCUGCCAAAACGACAGAUAUGGCAAUGUGCAAAGAUGUUAUAUCCUAUCUUUGAAGACGCCAACGACUCUGCUGUGCUCAGUGCCUCCAGCUCGUUUUUCGCAGAGAUCAUUGAAUCAUGUAAUUUGGAUGAAUCUGCGCUUGACAGCGACAGUCUUGAAACAUUUACAACCCAGCAUAAAGAGCUUUGGAAUUUAGUAGUGCAUGGAUCAAUCAGUGUGCGAUGUUUCGAUGCGAUUUUGCGCCUAUUUCGCACCAGCGCAACAGCCACGGAUGUUAGCGCCAGUAAGUCAGAAAUGCUCACAAGCUACAACAUUCGAGCACAAGGACUUCUGGACUCUGGAGUUGUACUUUUACUUCGAAUUGCAUCCAAAGCGUCAGCUAAAUCCCGAUCCCAAGUUAAGGAAGCAGGAGCGACUCGAUCGGAGGAGAUGAGUCUCUUUUUGUCUGUUUUUGAGCAUGCACACGUCUGGAAAGUGUUUGCUGACAUGAUGUACAAUGGUGGGGCAGACCUCCUGUCACCUUGGGGAUUGUUCUGUUUCCUUAAAUUACUUCGCACUGUGCGUGAGGUGCAGUGCAACGAGCCAGAAAUGGAAAUUGCAGUGAACGAACAUUUGUUGAAGCACUUGGUGAACUUACUACAAUUAAAGCACAUAGAAUAUCUUUUCCAUUGGCCGGAACUGGUUGGAGGUGGAAGCAAUGCCGUCAAAGCGCUUGUACAUGCCACUGUUAAAGUUCUAGGUAUUCCAUUUGCACACAGCGUGUCGGAAGAGCUUCUGAUUGAUACGCAAGAGAUCUUGUAUGACACCAACUGCGUACAAAAACUGCUCGGCGUUCUUCGGUUUGUAUUUUCAACAAAAGAAUUGCUUUCAGAGGCUACAGUGCUCGAGUUACCAAUUAGCUUUUUGUCGCGACUCGUUACAAGUUCGACCCAUUUUGGUAGUCAAUUUGUCAAAGCUGAUGGAGUCUUGGUCAUUAAAGAGUGUGGCAUGCUGGGUCGUAAAUGUUCACCAUCCUUAAUCAUUGACACGCUCUUGAUACUAAGUCAACUUGCCCGCACUUCUCCAUCCAACUACGACUAUAUACUUCAGGCGGACCUGCUACCAGAGUUUUGCGACCUAACACAACAUUCUGAAGCCAUGGUGCGUGCGAAAACUCUAAACUGUAUUGGAAAUUUGUGUCGGCACUCGGCAUAUUUCUAUCAGCACUUUAUCACUCCAACUAAUGGCGAUUCAUCCAACACCAUUUUAGCGGGAACGAUCCGUGGCUUAUUAGACCCUGACAAUUAUGUACGUCGGUUUGCAUGCUUUGCCAUUGGCAAUGCAGCUUUUCACAGUGGAGAAUUGUAUAACGCACUUCGUCCUACCAUUCCGCUAUUGAUCCAGAAUCUUCACAACGAUGAGGAAAAGACUCGAUCGAAUGCUGGAGGGGCACUUGGCAAUCUCGUGCGCAAUUCGGACGAACUCUGCAUCGAUCUUUGCACCCACGAAGCUCCAUGUAAGCUUUUAAAAUUAGCCAUGACAGAGACUAGCACUGCCUCUCGUCGUAUCGUCCUUUUUUCUCUCGGCAACUUCUGUGUAUACCCUGAAUGCUAUAAUUUUCUUCUGGAGACUGCACCUGACUUUGUUGAAGAACUUGAGCAUCUGUACGAUAAAGUGGUUGCAGACGAGGUAUCAAGACGAAAUAUUCGACGUAUCUUAGCGAAAAUUGAUUCAUUGGAAAACGAAGAGGAAGAAAGCAGUCGUCAGUAA